AAGUCUGUGGUCCAACUGGCUUCAGAUGGUGUGUGUUAUGUGCGUGUGCCUGCCUCCUGAGUGUGUGAGACGAGCUGGGAUCAUGAGCCAGGGUUGUUCCAAGUGGUUUUAAUCAGCAGCCCAUUAGAGGAGAACGGAAAACUUCAAACAGGGUAAGAACCAAGUUGUUCCAGUAACUCCAUGGGAAGGUGUUCCUCAAACCUCAGCUCCUCUGCAACUCGUGGCUUCUUGCCUGGCACCAGGAAAACAUUCAGCAGCAGAAAUGGGAAAAUUCACACUAGUUUUGGGUAAAGUGUGCUUCUGACUUUUUUUACCUGGCAAGACGUGGCUACUUGGACUGCAUCUGCAAUGUGGCAAAGGACAAAGUGAGGUUGGCAAAGAGGCCAUGGUUUGUGGGCAAGUCCCCAGAUGCCGCAGGCUUUGUCGCCCUCGUCCCUUCCUUCUGGCCUUAGUGGUGGCCCUCUGUCUGUUCUGCCAGACCCUGACUCCUCUCAUGUCCAGCAGCGUCCUUUCAGCAGUUGUUAAUGGGAUUGCACCCAACAAACUGACUAAAACACAGCAAGGAAGAUACAAGGAGGUCUCCCCAAGCACCAUUCACUGCUUCCUCCCUGGCAGCAAUUCAGAGACAGUGAAAAAGAUCGAUGUCUCCAUUCUCCAGUACUUUGGAAGCCACACGAGAAGAGCAGUUCUCUAUGCACCUGCUGCUCACCAUGAAAUGGACCGUCAGCUCUGUCAGCGCAUCCUGGCAAAACAUGGAUAUACAGUCACAGUCCUUGAAAACAGGAGACUUGAAGAUCUGAGGCAUGAGGGCCCAUAUCACAGUUUCACAGCCACAGUGAAGCCAAGUAUCAGUGGAGCCUGUCUAGAAGUCAUUCUUCAACAAACAAUAAUUGAGGUGGUUUGACCCCUUGGGAUCUUUUCAUCUGCUUAUCUUCCAGAAGAAAUGAUGGUACUGGCUGCUUUCAAACAGAAGAUUUGAGAAAUAUAGAGCAUUUCCAGAAGGUAAACCUACUUCCAGAAAUCCAGCAUUUUCUUUGCAGAAAAGAGGGAUUAUGCCAGAUAACAAAAGCCUUUUCAGGUAAUCUGAUUUCUUCAAAUCUGCAUAUGUGAUCAUGGUCUUUUAAUAGUAGUUACAGGAAGUUUCUGAAAUGAGACUGUUAAGCUUACAAUUCCAUUUUACUUUUAGCCAUGAAUGCAUAGAGGGAAAAAUGAAAGAUUGAUAAUCCAUUUUAAACAUACUUAACUAUAGAUUACAAUUAUGCAGUAUCUUUCCAGGUAAAGAUAUUGCAUUGUUCAGCUGUUGCAUGUUGCAGAAAUAAUUUGGCUGUGUCUUAUUUUUGGACUGUUUUGUGUUAAUAUAGUGUAUUGGUAUUUACACUUCUGUGACCUGGGCUUGGUGUAAUAUGUUUGUUCAGCUUUGCAAAAAUGUUGUGGCAUGGAGAAGGAGUAGGAGUCACAGUUUGGUUUCCAUCCAGACAUAAUUUACUGAUAAAAAGCCUUUAUUGUGUAUUAAGAUCAUCAACCAGAAAAGUUUAAAGGUUAUGGGCGAGUUUCCAAAGAAUUCUAAUUUACCAUGGGUAAAAUUCAUCUUUGAAUAGAAACUGGAAAAAAACUGUUGUGCACUGUAUUAGGUCUAUUUAAAUUUCCCUUUCUUUUACCCUUUUAUAUAUAUAUAGUAAAUUUAACACAGAAGGAAAGGGUUCAUUACAUCUCAUUUAACCAUUUAGGAGUUAGGUGUUAGGUGUCCUCUGAAAGCAGUAUUCUAGUCUUCCAUUUAAAUAAGUGGAGAGAGAUACAAACCUACAAAUGCUACUUCUUUUUAUCUUAAACUGUGUGUUUAAAAUAGGUGUGUGGAAUUAGUCUCUGCAGGUGCUUGCUACCCAAUUAUGUCUCACCACUGCCUGGAGAAAUUGGUAGGCCCUGCUCGUGUUGUAACAGAUUGUCUUAAAAAAAACAUUGGUUCACCUGCCACUUGAAAAAAGGCCAAUUGCAGUGGCUUUAUUAUUUUACUGCCACAAGACCACAAACACAAGAGGCACUUACUACACACAGAGCUUUCUCUUUAAAAUAUGCACACUUUUACUGCCAUCCAUAAAUGUGGUACAAGCCACUUUGUAUUAUUAAGCUGUUUGGUGUUUUCUCCAGUGCUGGUUUUAUGUAGCAAGCUUCUGAUAGUGGGAGUGGCUUUUGUGAGAAGCUGCCUGAAGCUUCCCUUCAGUCCAGCAGAGCCAAUGCCAGCCAGCUCCAGGAUGGAUUUGCUGCUGGCCAAGGCUGAGCCCAUAGUGGUGGUAGCACGUCUGGGAUAAAAUAUUUAAGGGAAAUAAAACAAUUGCACAACAGCACCUGGAGAGAUUAGUGAAGAAGGAGUGGGAAGAGGUGUUCCAGGCACCAGAGCAGAGAUUCACCUGCAGCCUGUGGUGCAGCCCAAGGGGUGACAGUUGUGCCUCUGUAGCCUAUGGAUGUACAUGGGGGAGCAGAGAUCCACCUGCAACCCAUGGAGCACCCAGUGCCAGGAGAGGUGGAUGCCUGAAGGAAGCUGUGACCCUGUGGGAAGGCUCCUGGCAGGAGAGAC
Molecule: messenger RNA, 2572 nt
Organism: Cyanistes caeruleus (blue tit)
Lineage: Eukaryota; Metazoa; Chordata; Aves; Passeriformes; Paridae
Source: RefSeq, a predicted model, not a curated record